AUGAAUGUUCUUUUGGUGGUGCUGAGUUUCAUUCUCAGUGUGGACACACAGUGUUAUACAAGUCAAGGAUGUGGCGGAUCCAGUGGCGGCUAUCAACCCUCCUAUGGUCAUCACUAUUCUCAGCAAAUAGCCCAACCUCCUCCUCAACUCAUCGCUCAGCAAAUACCUCAACCACAACCGAUUGAGUACUAUUACCGAUCAAACUCGUAUGCUCAAUCUCCAUUGGAUACGCUGAGCAGCGUCGAUAAGGAGCCGGCAACAGCUCCCGCCUCAAGAGAGAAACCUCAAAUUAAGGAGUACGAGGAGUAUGACAAGAAGCUCCCUGAGCUGAAAGAAACUGUCGUAGAGGAAUCAACCCCGACACAUGAGACUGCCGUCAUUAAUCCGUCGAAGACGUACAUACGAGAGGAAACCUACCAAACUCAACCUCAACCUCAACCUCUACCCUACCAACCUCAUUCCUAUCAACCACAACCGUUCCAACCGCAACCUUAUCAACCUUACCAACCGCGUCCAGUUUCAUACAGACCGCUACAAGUGCUACAAACAGGAGGAUGUGGAGGGGUUCAGCCUCAGUACUACCGACCAGCUCCGUACAUGCCAAGAGGAUAUAUGAUGCCAUACGCACCAGGUCCCACGUAUCCAUCACUGCCUCCUCCACCUCCACCACCUCCACCACCCCAGCCAUAUCCACGAGGAAGUGCCAGUGGCUGGGUUUCAAAGAAACGGAAGUUCCGACGCCAAACUGGAACUGCUCCUGAUAAAACAUCUUCUAUAUUGGUAGAAGCCGCUGGAUCUGAAUUUUACGCACAAUCUGCAAAGACGGUCAAGGCCGAUCUGUCGGGCUCACUGAAGGCGCAGAACGAAACCGAAUUGAACGACACACGAUGCACGAAUAAGGAGCUGAAGGACAUCAUGCGAAAAAUCUCGUAUCGUACACCAUCAUUAGCGAAACGCCUCAUACAAAGGAUCGCCGAGGAAAAAUUAGGAGGAAUGUUCGCGGUGUUCUGCUCCAAGGACGAUUUUACCUAUGUCUCUCGAAGUAAAGUGUACUGUCAAGUGGAACGCGAUGACGUUGUCUGCUAUGCGUUCCAGCAUAAGUGA
This is a messenger RNA of Ostertagia ostertagi, 1104 nucleotides long. The record is from the annotation of a GenBank genome assembly. Lineage: Eukaryota; Metazoa; Nematoda; Chromadorea; Rhabditida; Trichostrongylidae.